CUUUGUGUGUGUCUGCAUGUACGUAAAAAAACCUUUUACUUUUGAAAGUUUUAAUGCCGACAUGUUAACGAUGGAAAGGACAAUAAUUCAGACUACUUUUUGUGCACAUGUAUAGCAUAAGAAAAUGAACAUUUUUCUCAUUAAAAAUAUUGGACAUUUAUUAAAAGUUUCACUGGGGCGAAAUAAAACGGAAACAAUUUGAGAAAACGACACCAAAGUCAAAAGGUUUAAUUGACUUUUGAAAGACCCUCCCCUUAGAGUAUCGUCUUAACAUUGUAUUGUACUUUUGUUUAUUCGCUCGUGAAUAAAUGAAAACGAACACUGAUUUAAGAGAUCUGUUUAAAGAUAUCAGCGUUAUCUAUGAAAAUAAAAGUGAAAUAUAUUAUUACUAGUUAUAAAUAACACAAAUGUAUUAAUUGAAAUACUUUCAACUGUACAAAUCAGGAGGCAUUUUCACGGUAGACAAAGUUAUUGUCUUAGAUUGGAAAUAUAGAGAGAGUGAAUUAUAAUACAUACUGGAAUGAAAAUAUAAUGUACAUGACCUGUUGACAAUAUGUAAACUGUAAAUGUUUUAAAAUAUGUUUGUUUAAGUGUCUAUGUAAGCUAAACUAACAAAAUUUAUAAAUCCACGCUUCGAGGACAGAGUGUUGACUGUUGGAAAUGCAGGCAUGGCAAGCUAUGAUAUGGAGGAAGAGCAUAUCCCAGAGGAAAGAAUAGAAGAGUUCCGGGAAGCUUUUUCUCUAUUUGACGAAGAUGGGAACGGUGAAAUAGCAAUUGAUGAACUAAUUAAAACAUUGCAAAGUUUAGGUAAAAACCCAUCGCAAGAGGAAAUCAAUGAAUUAGUUCGUGAUUUUGAUGCAAAUGGAGAUGGUGUGAUCGAUUUUGAAGAAUUUAAAGUGUUGAUGCUCAAAAAGAUGAAAAACACUGACAGUGCAGAGGAUAUAACAGAUAUAUUUCAUUGCUUAGAUAUUCGUCACCAUGGAUACUUCACUGCUAGAGACUUACAUGCUGUUAUCGUUGGUCUGGGAGAAAGUUUCACUGUAGACGAAGCUGAAGAACUAGUAAAUGACACAAAAACUGAACAUCCGGGAAAAAUCAAUUAUGACGAUUUUUGUCACUUAGUAAAGACUUUAACUGGGAGACAAUAAAGAUGAAAGUGCCUGUCGAGCAUUGUAUAAUGUAUCAAUUGUUAAUGGUCCGUGUUCAAGUUUUUAAUUCUAAGAUAACAUUAAUUGUGCUUGUUUAUUUCGUACACAAUUGCCUUUGUCCUUCAUUUGUAAUUAUAAACAUUAUAAUUAUGCUAUAUUUAAUGCUGAAUAAACUCUAAUGUUAUAAUGAGGAUAUUUGUUUAGUUCAGUGUAAGAUCGGAAUAUAUUUCACCGAGUGAGCACCAAAAGGUAUAUUUCACGAGUGGCGCAGCCACGAGUGAAAUAUGAACUUUUGGUGUUCACAAGGUAAAGUAUAUUUCGAUCUUACACUAAACUAAACAAAUUUUCUUUUUAUUAUAAGCAAAGAAACGUUUUAAAAAGACAUUAAACCUAAUGCUGAAUGAAAAGCGCGCCAAAUAAUAAUACAACGUGACGUCAUUUACGACUUGGUUCCUAGUAC
Ruditapes philippinarum (Manila clam) is the source of this 1608-nucleotide messenger RNA. Its product is annotated as neo-calmodulin-like. The transcript has 5 exons. Lineage: Eukaryota; Metazoa; Mollusca; Bivalvia; Venerida; Veneridae. The coding region runs from base 669 to 1148 and encodes 159 amino acids. The record is from RefSeq and is a predicted model, not a curated record. Gene Ontology annotation, molecular function: calcium ion binding.